AUGGAGUACAACGCCACGAAUAAAUCCCUGAAAGUUGGGAGGGUUAGUACAUAUUUACUGGAAAUGGUUCAAAUAUUAGAGCGCAAUGUUUUGGGGGUGGUGGUAUUAAAGGAGACUAUCGUCAGGCGGGAUAGACUGGGUGCGGAUAUAGGUGCAAAUGAGUUUGAAGAAGUGAUCUUCUGCGGUUGA
Messenger RNA from Kuraishia capsulata CBS 1993, 189 nucleotides. RefSeq lists its product as uncharacterized. The record is from RefSeq and is a predicted model, not a curated record. The transcript has a single exon. Bases 1 to 189 code for a protein of 62 amino acids. Lineage: Eukaryota; Fungi; Ascomycota; Pichiomycetes; Pichiales; Pichiaceae.